Messenger RNA from Diachasmimorpha longicaudata, 2554 nucleotides. Its product is annotated as N(G),N(G)-dimethylarginine dimethylaminohydrolase 1. Bases 200 to 1009 code for a protein of 269 amino acids. The transcript has 5 exons. Gene Ontology annotation, molecular function: amino acid binding; dimethylargininase activity. Gene Ontology annotation, biological process: positive regulation of nitric oxide biosynthetic process; arginine metabolic process. The record is from RefSeq and is a predicted model, not a curated record. NCBI's taxonomy places the organism in Eukaryota, Metazoa, Arthropoda, Insecta, Hymenoptera, Braconidae.
CGAGGCGUCUUUCAUCUCGUCUAUUUAUUUGAUCUCAUUGAUGUUGAUCAGCUCAUCGCACAUCACAAAUAGUGGGAUAUUGUUCUCUCUUAGUGAAUCUACUGCACAAGUUCAUUCAAACGGAAGUGGAAAAGUUUCAGGAUAAGCAAUUAAGUCGAUUUUAAACACAGUUAAUAAAGGGUUGCAUGAUUAAUCAACAAUGCCGCUGCAUCGUUAUACGCACGCAGUGCUAUGCAGAAUCCCUAAUUCCAUUCAAACGAAGGGCGAGGUCAUGCUUGAUGAAGCUAGAGAUCAACACGCAGAAUUAGCACAGCUAUUACGUGAUUUCGACAUCGAUUUUGUGGAAAUGCCGGCAGAUGAAGACUCACCGGAUUGUGCUUUUGUUGAAGAUAUUGCUGUUGUUUGCAAUGGGGUUGCACUAAUUGCAAGACCCAGUGACCCAAGCAGAAUCAAAGAGAUUGAGACUAUCAGAGCAGUGUUGAAGAAAGAAUUGGAAAUUCCUCUCGUUGAAAUCGCAGAUAAAAAUGCCAGGCUUGACGGUGGUGAUGUUCUCUUCACAGGUCGGGAAUUUUUCGUUGGACUGUCUGAAUUUACAAACGAGGCCGGAGCCCGGGCAGUAGCCGCUGCUUUUCCGGAGUACCCGUGCGUUCCCAUAAAAGUCGCCGAGAAAAAGCGUCUCAAGGGUUUAGUCACGAUGGCUGGGCCUGACGUAAUGUGUGUGGGCGCUGGAAAAGAUUCUCGAGAGGCAUUGAAGAGAAUCGAAAGGGAAGCAACGUACACUUAUCAAACCCUAACGGUUCCUGAAGACUCUGCUGCCAAUGUCAUUUACUUGAAUGGCACCCUAAUUCAUCGACAUGAAGACGAAAUUCCAGCAUCGAGCAAAGUGUUCGCCGAAAAAGUUGAAUUCCCAACGAAAUCACUUCGGAUGUCGGAGCUUGCGAAGUUCAGCUUGGGUUUGUCGUCGUGCUGCCUCUUGGUACGUAAACCGAAACAUAUUCGCAGUCUUUAAGAAGCAGGAACCUAAAAAUCCCGCAGGAUCUUGAUUGUUUGAUUGUCACAUAAGCUAGCGACUAAUUUUCUUGCCUAUCAGUUUCAUGUCCAAGAAAAUAAAAAAUUCUUGGAUGUGAAAUACAAGUGAUAAAUUAUUCGAUCCAGUCUACUGACGAAUAAACAAUAAAUAUCGCGGAACUCAAGGUAAUAUUAGAAAGUGGGGCAAAAUGAAGCAGUCAAAGUACGAAUGAUCGACGAGGUUCAAGAAGAGAAUUUUUUUUUCAAUGAUUUCAUGCGGAAAAAACUAUGAAGUUGAUAAACAAAAAUCAACAAAUACAAAAAGUUUCUAACUUGAAUGUUCUCAUUUCCCCACUUUCUCCCGCGCGAAAUCAAUUUUCGCGAACCUUUGAUUCAAAGUCUGCAUAUCCUUGGUUUGAGAACAUUUUCAUUCGUGCAGAUAUGAAAGCAACUUGUACUGGAGGCGAUCUAUCGAAUAUGAUUGAAUAUUAUGCGUAUCAAGUUUCCUGGUUUCUUUACAUUCGAUUAUAGUAUCUUAGAGUUUUAAUAUAUUUGAUAUUGAUUACCAUCGAUGAGAGAAGUAUAUGCAUGAGAGAGUAAUAUAUUGAAAAACUAUAGAUUAUGCAAGAAAUUCUACAUUUACCGAAAUGAAUUCCUCAUCGUCUCGAUAUGGGGGUUCAAUAUGAUAGCAACACUUGCCAAAACAUUUCCAGUGAUUAAUUACACAGAUGAUAAUCAAGGAGGUAUUCCGAGGAUCAGUGAAAAAAUGCAGCUCCAAAUAGAGAUUGUUUUGCAAAUUUCAAUUGAAGGGACUCAACCAAUCUUAUUAACUUCCUAAUUUUGUUAGAGAGCAAAAUUGAAUUAAAAUUUUCGGAAUACCUCAGAUAACUUUUUAUAAUGUUUCCUGGCAGCCUUUAUAACAUUUACUUCAGGUUUAUUAUUUAACAGCGUAUUUCGGUACAUUUUUUUAGUAUUAAGUGCUUUUUCACAGUAUUCAAUUGUUGCAAGCACACGGAGAGCAAAAAUAGACUCCAAGACAACCUUUACAUUACGUCAAAUCGAAUUUUAUCCAAUUUUGUAAAGUUCAAUGAGAGAUUCUAUUCAAUAGAAAUCUCGUGAAGAAAAAACUUUCAACCUUUCAGUGGAUUCCCAUGUGGAUUAUGUAUUUCCAAAGAAUAUUUCUAAAGAUUAUAUUACAAAUUUUGCUAUUAGGAAAUACCUGUCACAUUUGGAAUCAGGGCACGCAUUUACCAUAAAAAAGCUAAAUGUGUUCUUCAUUGCAACCCUACGUUCCUCUUGCUGUACAGCACAAUUGACGAAAGUAACGAGAAAAAAAUUUCAAAAUGAAUAAUACGAAUCGUUACACUUUCAAUAGUUACAAGAAUGUAUAACUAGUCUAUGAACGUUUUCUAAUUAUCAAUAGAUUUUUAGAAACUAUAUGAAGAGAAUAAAUGUUUCAAUGCCAUACUACUGUCACGCAGACCCAUUCUGUUUUUAUUGAUAUACACAUUGAAAUAAAUCUGUAUUGAAAAUUAUGAGUACAAAA